ACUCUUUUCCUCUCUCGGGGCUUUGGGGAGGAACUGGAAACCCGUGGACGGAGAGGCGAUUCAGGGAUUUUCUCUUCUUCACUUCCAGGGUACAAAUCCUAACGGAGAUCUUUCUUUUGGCGGUCGAUCUUGUCUUAAAAGAGAGCGUCGUUAGAGAAAGAUGGACCAAAAAUCUGGUUUUGAGGAUGGGUUUGGGAGAUGUGCUUUGCUUUUCAAUUUUAUUUUUUUAUUUUUAUUUUAUUAUUUUGUUUUGGCACUCUGCGAGCUCGGUCUGAGAAAAUAUAGGGUUUUGCUGAUGGAACUGAGAUCUUUUUGAGAAGGUCGUAGAAAAAAAAAAUGGUAUUUUUCUCAUCAGGAAUGGCCGUGAUGAGUGGGUUGGGUUUGAAUCUCCACCUUGGCCUCCCUCCUUUGCCCCGCCAUCAAAGUCGAGACCUUGGCUCGGACCUCACCCUCAGCCCACUGCCUUUGUCUCCUUCGUCUGCUGAAGAAAUCCGUUGUCUUGCCGGCAUGCCGGGUGCUUUCGAGCAGCCACUUUUCCAAACUAACUACUCCCCAUCCAAUGCCUUGUCCACGCCUGAAUUGGUGCCCAUGGAUCCUCUUCGUGCCGCGGCCAACAGUCCUGCUUCGGAGCACAGACCACACUUGCCAUCUGUGGAACCUGAUGGCACUCCCCGUGCUCCUGCUCGACAAUUUGAACUGGAAACCCAUGCUUCAGAUGCUCCAUAUUCUCCUCCCCAUGUCUGUGCUUCGGCCGAGCCAGAUCAACCUUUGGCCUCGCAAAUUCCACUGCGGCAAAAUGAAGCAGCGGCAAGAUGAUUGCUGAAGAUAAUGGACCAUUCCUAUUCACGGUCCAAGGGCUUUCUAUCAACUUCUCAGCUGAGUGCACAUAAGAGAUACACAUGUUAGAUGAACUUCUCAGCACUCUUAUCUGGCAUCUCCUUUACAAAAACCAUCGUUCUUGUUUAUGCAGCAAAAAUACAUUCUUCAGCGUACAUGAGACAAUGAAUAUAUUGUGCCUGGUUCCACGCUCAGCCCGAGCUCUGUGCUGAGCCCUCCAUUUCCCCUCUUCGUGACUGCCGGCUUUCAAGCUCAGCCACCUCGAUGGCUUCGAACCCCAAAGACCGAGGAUUAGCAAUUGUGAUCAUGGGGGUCAGUGGCUCCGGCAAAUCGACAGUUGCUCAGAUGCUUGCAAAGUCAUUAGGCUGCAUGUUUGUUGAAGCUGAUGACUUCCACUCACGGAAAAAUAAAGAAAAGAUGAGAAAUGGGGUUCCACUUUCAGAUACAGACCGGUUUCCUUGGCUCGAAGCGCUUCGCGAUGCCAUUAGAAAGAACAUAAAUGAUUGCGAAAUGGUAACUCUUACUUGUUCAGCACUGCAAAAGAAGUACAGAGACAUCCUGAGGACCGCUGACCAAGAUUACAAGCCUGGGAAUUACACUAACUGUAGGGUGAAAUUUGUAUGUUUGGAGGCUCCAGUGGAAGUAAUUGCUGAUAGGAUGAAGAGAAGGUCCGAGGAAGGGAUGCACUUCAUGCCUCUGAGCCUACUACAGUCACAGUUGGAUUUGCUUCAGAUUGACGAGGCUGAAGGAAUUGCAAAGGCUGAUGCCACUAUGAGCCUUGAGGCCAUUGUCGACAGGGUUCUAGUUCUUUUAAGGACGGCAUGACUUCCAUGCGAUAAAAAAGGGAGUAUAUAUAUGAGGCAUUGCAAUUGAAUGUAAAGGUGCUGGGAUUAAGUGCAUUAUUUAUCUUUUUCAUCAAGUAAUAUAUUUGUCGUGCAGCAUUGAUAUAAUAUAGAUAAGUAUGGAACCAUUUUUGCAUUGUCAUUUAAAGAUUUGCCUCAAUAUUUUUGAAGUUGGCUUAAAUACCGGUUGAAAAAUCAAUACAUUAUCCAAUGAGACCAUGAAAUUUAUUUGAAGCAUAGCUUGUUGACUACAAAUAUAAAUGCAAUAGCCAUGAUGUGGAUGAUACCAUUCGAUCCGCCAUUCAGCUCGUGGAGGAUGAUGAACUGAUCAAGGAGCAACAUUAUGGUGUUUCUGGUGGAGUUGUAAUAAGAAGUGAUGGUAAUGAAGAUGUCUCCCGGUGGUAUUCUGAUGGUGUGCUUUCUUCUCCGAGAGAUAAUGAAGAGGAGAAUGAAGACGGGACCCAACAGCAUUGUGUUAAUGGGAUUGCUGCUACUGAGAAUAAUGAACAGGAGUGUGAGGCGCAGCAUCCGCUCCAUCAGGGUGGAGGUGAAUUAAGAAGCAGAAGCAAUAAAGUCUGAUACAGUCAUACAGAUGAUGUGCCUUCUCCUCCCGACAACAACGAAAACGAAACUGGUGGUCAGCAUCCCCACCAUGAGGAUGACAGUGAAUCAGCGAGUAAAGGUAAUGAAGAUGGCCCCAAAGAGCAUUCUGUUUAUGCGAUUUCUUUGAUGAAGGAGAAUAGAAAGGAGGAUGAACACCAACAUCUGCACCAUCAUGGGGAGAGUAAUUAAGAAGGCAGAGUUGAUGAGGCAGGCUCCGACGAACAUUCAGAUAAUGUGCUUGCUGCUCGCUUAAGAAGUGCCUUCGAGUGAUUCACCAAGAUCUCCCAAGGAUUUCUUCUGUACAGGCUGGCAGCUAGCAUCCAGAUUCUGUGAUAAGGAGCGGCAAAAGCAGCUAGAUGAUAGUGAAUUCUCAGCAAUCUGUAGAUUCUUUAUAAUAGCUGGCUAGCUGAAAGUGUAUGACCAGUUUUAACAAUCAUCAAGGAGAUCCAGGUGCAAAAUAUCUUCAUUAUGAUCUACUCCAUGUUGCAUAUGUACUUGUUAAUAGGAAUUCUAUUGGGGAUUCUUUUCAUAUAUAUUUUUGAAGUAGCUGAGUCUGUGCAUUAAUUAAAAGGCGCUGUAUGUAAAGUAGUUCUAUACUAUUUUUGAAAUUCUGACAUUUUAGCAAAGCGAUUAUAUA
Messenger RNA from Phoenix dactylifera (date palm), 2919 nucleotides. Its product is annotated as P-loop containing nucleoside triphosphate hydrolases superfamily protein. Gene Ontology annotation, cellular component: cytoplasm. NCBI's taxonomy places the organism in Eukaryota, Viridiplantae, Streptophyta, Magnoliopsida, Arecales, Arecaceae. Gene Ontology annotation, molecular function: gluconokinase activity. The record is from RefSeq and is a predicted model, not a curated record.